Rattus norvegicus (Norway rat) is the source of this 3975-nucleotide messenger RNA. RefSeq names its product oxysterol binding protein-like 5 (gene Osbpl5). NCBI's taxonomy places the organism in Eukaryota, Metazoa, Chordata, Mammalia, Rodentia, Muridae. The transcript is spliced from 22 exons. The record is from RefSeq and is marked validated. Gene Ontology annotation, molecular function: phosphatidylserine-phosphatidylinositol-4-phosphate exchange activity; lipid binding; phosphatidylserine binding. Bases 242 to 2938 code for a protein of 898 amino acids. Gene Ontology annotation, biological process: phospholipid transport; intermembrane phospholipid transfer. Gene Ontology annotation, cellular component: endomembrane system; endoplasmic reticulum-plasma membrane contact site; intermembrane lipid transporter complex.
CAACUUUGCUGAGACCUUGCCCUAGGGGAUAGGGGACUUGUUUUCUUCUCCGAGUCCCCCGAGGACUGGCUCUAGCAACUGCUGGUUUACUGGGUUCUAGCAGCCACACCCAGCUUUUUGUCUGAGCUUGGGGCAGACCUAUCAGGCAGGCUGGUCUCCGAUCUGUGAGGCGGCCUACACUACACACAGUCCUGUUGGAAGGGCAGAGUCACUCCUCAGAUCUCAAGAAGGCAGUUCCACUAUGGCCCUGAGCAUCUUGUCUGAGCAGUUCUGCAUCCGAAGGCCUCGCCAGAAGCCCCCCAGCACCCACACCAUGAAGGAGGAGGCCUUUCUCCGGCGCCGUUUCUCGCUAUGUCCGCCAGCUUCUACUCCGCAGAAGACUGACCCCCGGAAACUCCCACGGAACCUGCUUCUGGGCUGUGAAAAUGAGCUUGGUCCCAUCACCCCAGGAAGGGACAUGGAGUCCAACGGCCCAUCACAACCCAGAGAUGAAGAGCCCCUGACACCAGGCUCCGCCACGAAGGUGCCACUGGCCGAGUACAGGCUAUGCAAUGGAUCUGACAAGGAAUGUACCUCUCCAACGACCAGGGUCUCCAAGAAGGACACGCUCAAGGCACAGAAGGAGAAUUACCGGCAGGAGAAGAAGCGGGCCACAAAGCAGCUUUUCAGUGCCCUGACUGACCCCAGCGUGGUCAUCAUGGCUGACAGUCUGAAGAUCCGGGGGACCCUGAAGAGCUGGACGAAGCUGUGGUGUGUGCUGAAGCCUGGGGUGCUGCUCAUCUACAAGACACCCAAGGUGGGCCAGUGGGUGGGCACGGUGCUGCUGCACUGUUGUGAGCUUAUCGAGCGCCCCUCCAAGAAGGAUGGCUUCUGCUUCAAACUCUUCCACCCGCUGGACCAGUCUGUGUGGGCUGUGAAGGGCCCCAAGGGCGAGACUGUGGGCUCCAUCACACAGCCUCUCCCGAGCAGCUACCUGAUCUUCAGGGCAGCUUCUGAAUCAGACGGCCGCUGCUGGCUAGAUGCCCUGGAGCUGGCCCUUCGCUGCUCCAGCCUGCUUCGACUGAGCACAUGCAAGCAGGGCCGAGAUGGGGAGCAGGGGUCUUCACCUGAUGCCUCUCCCUCUUCCCUCUACGGACUGCCCACCUCGGCCACCAUCCCAGACCAAGACCUGUUCCCGUUAAAUGGGUCAGCCUUGGAGAAUGACGCGUUCUCAGACAAGUCAGAGAGAGAGAAUGCUGACGACUCAGAUGCUGAGACCCAGGAUCACAGCCGCAAGACCAAUGAGAGUGGGAGUGACCUGCUGGACAGCCCUGGUGGGCCACGGAGGGGAACCACGUAUGUAGAGCAGGUCCAGGAGGAGCUGGGAGAGCUGGACGAGACGUCCCAGGUGGAGACAGUGUCAGAGGAGAACAAGAGCCUGAUGUGGGUGCUGCUGCGACAGCUGCGGCCGGGCAUGGACCUGUCACGUGUGGUGCUGCCGACCUUCGUGUUGGAGCCUCGGUCCUUCCUCAGCAAGCUCUCUGAUUACUACUACCAUGGAGACCUGCUCUCCAGGGCAGCAGCAGAGGAUGACCCCUACUGCCGCAUCAAGCUUGUGCUACGGUGGUACCUGUCUGGCUUCUACAAAAAGCCCAAGGGCAUCAAGAAACCCUAUAAUCCCAUUCUGGGGGAGACUUUUCGCUGCUGCUGGCUGCACCCUCAGACCAACAGUCACACCUUCUACAUAGCAGAACAGGUGUCUCACCAUCCUCCAGUGUCUGCCUUCUACGUCAGCAACAGGAAAGAUGGCUUCUGCAUGAGCGGCAGCAUCACAGCCAAGUCGAAGUUCUACGGGAACUCUCUGUCAGCGCUUCUGGAUGGCAAGGCUAAGCUCACCUUUUUGAACCGCAAGGAGGAGUACACCCUCACCAUGCCCUAUGCCCACUGCCGAGGGCUCCUGUACGGCACCAUGACCAUGGAGCUGGGAGGUAAAGUGACCAUACAGUGUGAGAAGAACAAUCUCCAAGCUGAACUGGACUUCAAACUCAAGCCUUUCUUUGGGAGCAGCACCAGCAUCAACCAGAUUUCUGGGAAGAUCACAUCAGGGGAGGAAGUCCUGGCCCGCCUCACUGGACACUGGGACAGAGAUGUAUUUAUCAAGGAAGAGGCCAGUGGAGGCACCAAGCUCUUCUGGACUCCUAGUGAGGAGGUCCGCAGGCAGCGGCUGAAGCGGCACACGGUGCUGUUGGAAGAGCAGAGUGAACUGGAGUCUGAGAGGCUCUGGCAGCAUGUCACCAGGGCCAUCCAUGAGGGUGACCAGCACAAAGCCACCCAGGAGAAGUCUGUGCUGGAAGAGGCGCAGCGGCAGCGUGCCCGUGAGCACCAGCAGAGCCUCACUCCAUGGAAGCCACAGUUGUUCACCCUGGACCCACUCACUCAGGAAUGGCGCUACCAAUAUGAGGACUACAGCCCUUGGGACCCGCUAAAGGACAUUGCCCAAUAUGAGCAAGAUGGGAUUCUUCACACUCUACAGAGGGAGACUAUGUCUGGACAGACAGCCUUCCUGGGAAGUCCAGAGUCCAGGCACAAGAGGCCUAGCUCUGACCGGCGGCUCCGCAAAGCCAGUGACCAGCCCUCUGGCCAUAGCCAGGUCACUGAGAGCAGCGGCUCCACACCUGAGUCCUGCCCAGACCUCUCUGAUGAGGACUUUGUUCCUGGUAAUGAGAGCCCGUGUCCUCGGUGCAGGCGAGAGGUACACCGGCUAAGGAUGCUACAAGAGGCAGUGCUGUCCAUUCAGGAAGCUCAGCAAGAGCUGCAUCGGCACCUUUCAGCCAUGUUGAGAUCCACAGUGCGUGCUGGGCAGGCGCCGGCCCCCGGCCUCCUGCAGAAUCCCCGCUCCUGGUUCCUGCUUUGCAUCUUCCUGACAUGUCAGCUAUUCAUUAACUAUAUCCUCAAAUAAGAGCCCUUGGAAUCAGCAAGGUGAUGCCUGAAGAACUCCCUCCUAGGCACCCAGCACUUUACACCGGCCUGCAGAGACAGUGGGGCCCACAGGCAGGGCCACUGGGACAGAAGGGUCCUCAUACAAGAGGAUGACAGGUGGGGCCUGGGGCUAUGAGGGUGCUGUGACUCCUGCUGUAGGACCCUCCAGGAAGCACUGGCCUCUCCUACAGAGUCCUCCACCUAGCACCGGCCUUAAUGCUAAAGCCAAAUGUGGUUUCUGCCCUGCAGCGUGCCCCUGGUAAUCUCGAGUUGCCACUCCCAAGCCAGCCCCCACUGGCCAUAUGGCAUCAUAUCUGGGGGUCAGGAGGGCCUGUGCAGGCUUUGGACAGCCACUUGCCACAGCAGAGGAGAGAGUGAGGUUUCCAGGAGCAGCAGGAAGGAAGACCCCAGAAUUCCCCAGGGCUCUUUGAGUGGUAAUGUUGACUUCUGGAGAGUCUGCCCACCUUGUGCUCACACAAGCAUGGACAGGACACUGGGACUUUUAUCCUGUUGUUAAGCUGUUUCCACAGAAGCCCGUUCAGGUAGUUACUUCACCCACAUUGGCCCUAUAGCCAGAGGAGUGCCCUGGCUAACUGCAGUGUGAGCUUGUAAGCAACAGAAGUGCCCAGGAGCUGACCCCAAAGGCCAGGAAGGCUCGAGCUUGCCACUUUCCCUGACCAAUACAGUCUUCCCAUCCUGUUGACAUUCUGACUACAUAUAAAUUGCAAUAUUUGAGGCAGCUCUGUGCAGUGAGCAGCCUCUGCAUCCAGACCCUGACCCUAUGUGGAUGAUGCUCUGUGUAUACGUGUGUGUGUGUGUGUGUGUGUGUGUGUGUGUGUGUGUGUGUGUGUAUGUGGGCACCUAUGCAUACUCACAUUCAGAGCCUUAAUACCUAGUUGGUGCCAUCUCCACUGUAUCUGAUCCUUCAUUUCUGAGUUUUGUAUCCAUUUGUCUCUCUCCUUCCUCAGCCUGGGGGUAUGUCUGCUCCAUGCCUUGAAAUAAAUGGAAAUACAUGUA